Molecule: messenger RNA, 7196 nt
Organism: Dromaius novaehollandiae (emu)
Lineage: Eukaryota; Metazoa; Chordata; Aves; Casuariiformes; Dromaiidae
Gene: EPHA5
Product: EPH receptor A5
Exons: 18
Coding region: 163-3216 (1017 amino acids)
Biological process (GO): ephrin receptor signaling pathway; protein phosphorylation; axon guidance
Cellular component (GO): plasma membrane; dendrite
Molecular function (GO): protein binding; ATP binding; transmembrane-ephrin receptor activity
Source: RefSeq, a predicted model, not a curated record
GCCGGGCCGCCUCCCCCAUCCCCGCCCCCGGUUCCCUAGUUGUGCCGGGUGGCUGGACGGGAGCGGAGCGCCGCGCUGCCAGCCCGCCCCGUCCCCGACCGCGACCCGAGCGGGCAGCGCGGGCGGGGGGGAGCCGCGGCCCCAUGCGCUGAGAGCGGCGGGAUGGGGCUGCGGGGCGGUGGCGGCUGGGGCGGCCGCGCCGGUGUGCCGGCUCCCGGCUGGACGUGCCUGCUGCUCUGCGCCUCGCUCCGGAGCCUGCUGGCCAGCCCCGGCAGCGAGGUGAAUUUACUGGACUCGCGCACAGUAAUGGGGGAUCUGGGAUGGAUAGCCUACCCAAAAAAUGGGUGGGAAGAAAUUGGUGAGGUGGAUGAAAACUAUGCUCCAAUACACACAUACCAGGUAUGCAAAGUAAUGGAACAGAAUCAGAACAACUGGCUUCUGACCAGCUGGAUCUCUAAUGAAGGGGCAUCCCGAAUCUUCAUAGAGCUCAAAUUUACCCUGAGGGACUGUAAUAGUCUUCCAGGAGGGCUUGGGACUUGCAAAGAGACUUUUAACAUGUACUACUUUGAAUCAGAUGAUGAAGACGGGAGGAACAUCAAAGAAAAUCAGUACAUCAAGAUUGAUACCAUCGCUGCUGAUGAGAGCUUCACUGAGUUGGACCUUGGAGACAGAGUUAUGAAGCUAAAUACAGAGGUGAGAGAUGUUGGGCCCCUAACCAAAAAGGGAUUCUACCUCGCUUUCCAGGAUGUGGGUGCCUGCAUUGCCCUGGUCUCAGUGCGUGUGUACUACAAGAAAUGCCCGUCAGUGAUCCGCAACUUGGCCCGCUUUCCUGACACCAUCACAGGAGCGGAUUCUUCGCAGCUGCUAGAAGUGUCAGGCAUCUGCGUCAACCACUCGGUGACUGACGAGGCUCCGAAGAUGCACUGCAGUGCUGAGGGGGAGUGGCUGGUGCCCAUCGGAAAGUGCUUGUGCAAGGCAGGGUACGAGGAGAAGAACAACACCUGCCAAGUAUGCAGACCUGGGUUCUUCAAAGCUUCACCCCACAGUCCAUCCUGCAGCAAAUGUCCCCCUCACAGCUACACGCUUGAUGAAGCAUCCACAUCUUGCCUGUGUGAAGAGCACUAUUUUAGGAGGGAAUCAGACCCACCUACAAUGGCCUGUACAAGACCCCCCUCUGCUCCUCGGAGUGCCAUCUCAAAUGUUAACGAGACUAGUGUCUUUCUGGAAUGGAUUCCCCCCGCUGAUACUGGUGGAAGGAAAGAUGUGUCUUAUUAUAUUGCAUGCAAGAAGUGCAACUCACACUCAGGGCAGUGUGAGGCGUGUGGCAGUCAUGUCAGGUACCUCCCCCAGCAAACCGACUUGAAAAACACCUCUGUCAUGAUGGUGGAUCUGCUUGCUCAUACAAACUAUACCUUUGAAAUUGAGGCAGUGAAUGGAGUGUCCGACCAGAGCCCUGGAGUACGGCAGUAUGUGUCUGUACAUGUAACCACAAAUCAGGCAGCACCUUCUCCAGUCAGUAGUGUGAAAAAAGGAAAGAUAACUAAAAAUAGCGUCUCCCUUUCCUGGCAGGAGCCAGAUCGACCCAACGGCAUCAUCCUGGAAUAUGAAAUCAAAUAUUUUGAAAAGGACCAGGAGACGAGCUACACCAUCAUCAAAUCAAAAGAGACAACUAUUACAGCCGAUGGCUUGAAACCGGGCUCAGCGUACAUCUUCCAGAUCCGCGCACGGACAGCUGCUGGAUAUGGUGGCUUCAGUCGAAGAUUUGAGUUUGAAACCAGCCCAGUGUCAGUAGCUGCAUCCAGUGACCAGAGCCAGAUUCCUGUAAUUGUUGUGUCUGUAACAGUGGGAGUUAUUCUGCUGGCUGUCGUUAUCGGUUUCCUUCUCAGUGGAAGUUGCUGCGAUCAUGGCUGUGGGUGGGCUUCUUCUCUGCGUGCUGUUGCCUAUCCGAGCCUAAUAUGGCGCUGUGGCUAUAGCAAGGCUAAACAAGAUCCAGAAGAAGAAAAGAUGCAUUUUCAUAAUGGCCACAUUAAGCUGCCGGGAGUGAGAACCUACAUUGAUCCCCAUACCUACGAGGACCCGAAUCAGGCCGUGCACGAGUUUGCCAAGGAAAUAGAAGCUUCGUGCAUAACAAUCGAAAGAGUUAUUGGAGCUGGGGAAUUUGGAGAAGUCUGCAGCGGGCGGUUGAAACUGCAGGGAAAACGUGAGUUUCCGGUGGCUAUCAAAACCCUGAAGGUAGGCUACACAGAAAAGCAAAGACGAGACUUCCUGGGAGAAGCAAGCAUCAUGGGGCAGUUCGACCACCCCAACAUCAUCCACCUGGAGGGCGUUGUCACAAAAAGCAAACCAGUAAUGAUAGUAACUGAAUACAUGGAGAAUGGUUCCCUGGAUACAUUUUUAAAGAAGAACGAUGGGCAGUUCACAGUCAUUCAGCUGGUUGGGAUGCUGCGAGGCAUCGCAUCUGGGAUGAAGUACCUGUCUGACAUGGGGUAUGUGCACAGAGAUCUCGCUGCCAGGAAUAUCCUCAUCAACAGCAACUUGGUCUGCAAAGUGUCCGACUUUGGGCUCUCCAGAGUCCUAGAAGAUGACCCCGAAGCCGCGUACACUACCAGGGGAGGGAAAAUCCCCAUCCGAUGGACGGCACCCGAAGCCAUCGCCUUCCGCAAGUUCACAUCGGCCAGCGAUGUCUGGAGCUAUGGCAUAGUAAUGUGGGAGGUGAUGUCCUAUGGCGAGAGACCGUACUGGGAAAUGACGAACCAAGAUGUGAUUAAAGCCGUGGAGGAAGGCUAUCGCCUGCCAAGUCCCAUGGACUGCCCUGCUGCUCUCUACCAGCUAAUGCUCGACUGCUGGCAGAAAGACCGGAACAGCAGGCCCAAGUUUGACGAAAUCGUCAGCAUGUUGGACAAGCUCAUCCGUAACCCAAGCAGCUUGAAGACAUUGGUUAAUGCAUCGAGCAGAGUAUCAAAUUUGUUAGUAGAACACAGUCCGGCGGGGAGUGGUGCUUACAGAUCAGUGGGUGAAUGGCUGGAAGCCAUCAAAAUGGGACGAUACACCGAGAUUUUCAUGGAGAAUGGAUACAGUUCGAUGGAUGCUGUGGCUCAGGUGACCUUAGAGGACUUGAGGCGCCUUGGAGUGACACUUGUUGGUCACCAGAAGAAGAUAAUGAGCAGCCUCCAAGAGCUGAAGGUCCAGCUGGUGAACGGGAUGGUGCCCUUGUAACUUGCUUUUAAAGUCACUUCCUCGAGUGAUCAGUCCUGCACUUUGUAUACUAGCCCUGAGAUUUAUUUUAACUAAAAAAAGGGAAAUUCAGUGAUUUCUAUAACUGAAGGACACAGGCCUCCACCACAUCAUUUAUAAAGCAGUGUUUUGACUCAAACUUUCCUUUUCUUCCUAUUUGUGUCCUCAUUUUCAUGAAGUAAGUGUAACAUGCAUGGAACAUGGAAAUGGAUCUACUGUACAUGAAGUUAACUGAUUUCUUAUGCUUCAGCAGCAACAACGCCAAGCCUUCCCACCACCUGUUGUCUGUACUUGGGAUACCUAUAUAUAGCACCUUUAUAUACUGAAUUAUGGCAGCACAUGGUAAUACUUCCAAGAACUUACUUGAACAGAGAAGUUUUGUAGCCAUUUAUGGACUCGCUAAAACUGCAGUUUACUUCAAGUCUUAAUUGUCUACAGAAGUGUAUUGAAGAGCAAUAUGAUUAGAUUAUUUCUUGAUAGAUAUUUUGUUUUGUAAAUUUAAAAGAUGCUGUUACACAGCGUUAAGUUAUAGAGACUAGUGUAUAAAUAUGUUGCUUGCUCAAUGGCAAAUACAAUACAGGGUGUAUAUUUUUUUCUCUGUGUUACAAAGUCCCUUUUAGUUUGCUCUUCUGUGAGGAUGCUACAUGAAGACAUGUAUAUACUGUACAGUUUGCUACACAUCAGGUACAAAAUUGGGGGGUUUUUUCAUUGUUUCUUUUUGUUCUCUUUCCCUUCUUGUUUUGCUUCUGUUUUGUGUUGCUGCUAUGCUUUGUAUUCUUGCUGUUGUUUGGUUUUAGCAAUAUAUAAAGCUUUCAUUAGUUUUAAUUACGUAUAUGAGGUAGAAAGCCUUUGCUUAAAUAAAAGACUUUCCUCUCCUCCACCCCAUCCAGGGUGGCGGCAUUGGGAAGAAGAGAAGUAAAAUGGGAUUAAAUCCCCCAGCUCGCAGUGGCCUCUGCGGCAAUGUGGCACCUGGACGGGAUGGCCUUGCCAAAAUGGCGGCGAUCGGAGCCGGGCCUUGCUAAAAGCAGCUGCCUGCCAUCCCCACAUGGCCACCUGGGCACCCGCUGGCUUCUUCCUGCACCAGGCCUGGGGAGGGGGGAGGCUGUAGGCCAGGGCGGCCGAAAGGGCAGUGGCAGACAGGGCUGCCCGACAGGGCUGCCCCUCUCCUGCCUGCUCCCAUGUUGGGCCCCUCCACCACGGGGAAAGCUGGACGCUUUUGGCACAAAGAAUGGAUGCCCGGAUGGCUAUACGGGCGGCUACCAACCUGGGCGCUUUGCAUGGAGAGGAGGGAAACCCAAAGCCAGCUAGAAAAAAUUUUCAUAUUUCUUUUGCUGUUGUUGGGAUUAAUGCAUGCAGUUAUGGUAUUCAUAGGUUGGGUGGGGUUUUUUUUAAGGCUUUAGUAAAGAUAAGGAUUAAAAAAAAAAAUCACUCUGCUCAUGGCAAGUAUUUACUGUUAUUCUAGACACAUUGCUUCUUCAGAGGUGCUGGGGAGCAUGUGAUAGAAUUUGUCCUGGCUGAUAAAAUGGGUCCUGCCACCUGGCAAAGCAGAGCCGGAGCAGCACCACCAGUGCUACAAGCAGGCCCAUCUCCUGCCAGCUUUCCCAAAGCACGUCUUCAGUGCCACUUCAGCUGCUUUUAAACAUCUUCAAUUCCCUCAAAGCCCUUGGAUAAGAACUGAUACAAAUACUAGUUUCUAAAGAAAAGGGAUGGAGAAAGGUCUAAAAGGAGAGUGUUUUUUUUUUUUUCUUUUCCUCUCCCCUGCAGAAGCACAUAGGGAUUUUAGGAGCCUAAGUUCCCACAACUUGAAGCAGGGAUUUUUGGUCAAAAAUGUGUCCGUUUUGCAAUGCCAUGCAGAUUCAGCCCUCACCCCACCCCAAGUUCAUAUGCAGGGAUCAGAAAUAGCAGCUGAGGUGUGUGGCAACAGUGGCGCAUGAGGGGAAGGUUUGACAAAUCUUGCUUGUGCGAUUUCUCAUGCCAUUGUUUCAUUUUGCCAGCUGCCAGGCCACAAAAGGAUGGGGAGGAAGAGCAAGACAUAACAAUCUCAGCACGUAAGAGACUUGUCAAAUAAUAAAUAACUUUAUUAGAGCUGUCAGUGGAAGUGUCUCGGGAUUAUUUGUGUCUCCCAGCCUGCAGUGCUUUGGAAAAAUAAUCCGUAGGAAGGCAGGAGCAACGACUUGUUUCUUUGGGAGGAAUCACUCAGUCACUGCUUGCCUCAAUCAGCUGCUCUCAGGGAGAUGUUAAUUAAGCAAAUUUCUGCCCCCCUUCUUUCUGUGGGUUGUCUUUGGUCACUCAUUAACUGUGGAGCCCAGUGAAUUCUGGGGGUUGUUCUGUUUUACGGGCUUUUAAAAUGAAAUUCUUUUCACUUUUGUGGCUUUGGAAAGCAGUACACAGGAUUUCUGGGAUGCACCACGUGAAAGUGAGAGCGACAUUCUUGAUGAUAGACUGUAGUAAUUACUGGAUGCUGGAGUAACCUUCAAAAUACCCUUCAGCCAAACUAGUGGCAAGCAAACUAUUCUUAAGCCAGAUGGCAUUUGUAAAUAGGACGCCUGCACUCGGUUCCUUAAAUAAAUGCCCUUUUAUAUUUAUUUCAAGUGCUGUUCUUGCUACAGAUUUCUUAUAAGCUUUGAGCAAAGCAAAAAAGCUAAUGUUUUAAAAAAAACAGGGUCAAGAAGUUACAACUUCUACAUCUGUGCUCAAGUUCCAGAGCAAAAUCUGAGAUUUUUUUUUUUGUUAAUUUCAGAGAGAACUGCCAGUCCUCAGUAUUUGGGAAGUUAGACCAUUUAUUGGGGGCAUCGCUUAUGGAUUUAGGGUUUUUCACUUCAUGUGGCUUUUUCCAAGGCCUCAGGGAUUUUGCAGCACCUCCUGGGAAAUCACAGCUUUAGCCGCUCUCCUGGCCUGCCAAGCUGGGCGGCACAAAGCACAUGUGGAGAAGUGCACCUUUGAAAGGCGGCUAGGAAUUGCAUUUUGUGCUAGGAAGAGUUGCAAGGUAAAAAUGUAUAGGCUUACGCUGAGAUGUUAGAAAUGGUGAUUGCACGUAGUGCGAUGUAGAGAACAAGAUCGCAGUGGUAUUUUUCUGAUGCAAGCAUCGUAAUGAGCAACACAGGGCAGUUUGCCGCCCUUGCUAGCCGUGUGCUGGCCAUUUACACCAUACUGAAAUGUGCAAGCGUUAGAUAUGCAAAGGCAGCAGUUUUCAUUCACCAGCCCCAAAUUGAGAGUGGGAGGUGGAUUUCCUCUCUAGGAUGAGCUGAAGCAGUUUGCUUGCCCAUCUUGUUUUGCUGCUAAGUGGGAGGAAGUCUUUCAAACAGAGGGGAGGUCUUUCCAAAAGGGUUUUUUUUCUUCUUGGGACAAGGAAGUCUUCCCAAGCAUAGCUUGUUUAGACUAACCCCCAUUCAUUGUUUAGUUACCACUUGGAAAAUUUAUCUAAUUAUAAAAAGAGGAAGACUGAAUUUAAAAAAGAUCAGUUUUAGAUUUUAUUUAUUCUGUCCAUAGGCUAACAGCAAGAAGAAAUAAAGGUGAAGAUUAAAAAUUUUUUUGUCUGCUCAGUGUUGAAUAUAAAAAUGUAGAAGUCCCAGUCAGUAGUCAAGAAAUUGUGAUUCCUUAGACUGCCGUAGUUGUGAAAUUAGUCAUUAAGGAGUGUGUGAACUACAUCGGUAGCGGUCUAAGAGUAAUGCUUAGUUUUGAGUCCUUUAUUAAUGUUCCUUGCAAUUCCUUAGGGCAGGUAGGUCAGGAGCUCUUGUGUUAAGUACUGCCCAAAUCGCAGCAUUCAUCUCAGCACCUUGCAGCAGCAGUUUAAUUCAUAGAAGACUUUAGCAUUGCCACAUUUAUGCCUUCUUUUUUUUUUUCUCCCCCUUUCUUUUUGACACUCUCUGUGCAUUCUGUUUGUGUACAUGUUACAUGUUUUUGUAGUGUAAGAUAUGAAAUUUUAUAUUUUUUCAUAAAAAUAAAAAAAUCUUUGAAUACCA